AUGGAUUCGUAUCAAUCGGUCUCAUCAAUCAUCGACACUCAAUCCAUGACCAUAUCAUACUAUAUCCCAGCACCACCCAAUCAAAACUAUACUCUCACAAUUGGUAAUACAUACCUCCAAAUCCAAAAUCCAAUUACUUUUAAUCAAGGUUCGCAUUACAAACAAUCAUCUAUAUACCCAAGUCUUAAUUAUGUUUACAGUGGUGGUUCUUAUUGGGCACCUGGUAGUAUUAUACAAUUUUCUGGAGACUUUGGUCCAAACAAUGUUACAUCAUCAGUUGAAUUUAAUAACCCAGAUGGAUCGAAAAGUAUAUGUACCGUGGUGUCAUGGCUCACUCAAGUACUUACCUGCAAACUCGAACAAACACCAAUAACAGAGAAUAGAAUUGCAACUGCCAACAUCACAAUCAAUGGUUUUUGGGUGGUAUCCAAAUUUGUAAUUGUCACAGUCUUGGACGAAUGCAAUCAAAUUACGAAUCAUUGUUCUGGAAAUGGUGUCUGUAACAAUCAAGGUAUUUGUGAUUGUUAUAUAAAUCAAAGAAGUUAUUAUAAUAAUUGUACAAAACCAUAUCCAUUCAUUAAUAGUGGAAUUGUUAAUGACCAAAAUACAACACAAAGAUCAAUUAGUUUAUUUGGUGAUUUUGGACCAUUUACAUUGGCCAAUGUAACCAUUAAAAUCAAUCAUACAAUGAAUUGUAUUUUCAAUCAAUCAGAGUCCACUCAAUUCCAAAUGAAUUGUCAACUUGUUUCAUCACCAACAACCUUUGGACCCGCAUCUGCUCAAUUGGAUCUAAAUGGGUUAACAUUUGAUAGUACAACAUAUAUCAUUAAAUUCAUUGACAAUUCUCCACCCACUGGUACCACCUCCACCUCCACCUCCACCUCUGGAGGUACAAAGACACCAAAAGAAAUAUGCGAAGAGACAACUCAAAAUUGUUAUGGACAUGGUACAUGUAAUGUCAAUGGUGUUUGUCAAUGUGAAGAUAAAUAUAAUCCAGUUGAUAAUUGUUUAACCAAGUUUGCUGAUAAUACAACAUUUAAUCCAAAUACUACAUCACCAACAACUAAAAUUGAGGUUGAUGGAGUUGAAUUUGGUUUUGAAAUAGUUGCCAUUCAAGAGAUUGGAUUGGAUAAUGAGAUACUGAAAGAGUUGUUGACUGAUAGUUGGAUAACGAAUAUUACCACUACCAACUCUGUGAUCAAUGCAGUUUAUGAUUUGGUGAUUGCCAACACUAGUCUUCUCAACACGACCAGUGUAACUGUCAAUAUUUCAUUCUCGCAACAACCUAGAACAGUAACAUUUGGCAACCAACAACUAUCAAUCGGACCCAAUUCCAUCAAACUGGCAGUAUCCAUCAAUGGAUGGCAUUAUUAUUCCAAUUUCGCAACACUCCGAUUGGUUAUGAAAACAACGGUAAACAAUGACCAAUCGAUAGAGUAUGAUUGCCAAGAGACUAAAAUCGAUCCAUUCUCGUACGACAAUUAUGGUACAUUGCAAUACCUCAGAGUACUUAAAGACAAUAUUCAAUUCAACGGAAGAUUCCUCGACUUUGCAUUGGCAGACGGUCGUACAACCUAUUCACAAACACUCCUCAUUAAUCAAACCACUAUCGACUCUGAUCAAUCGUCUGCCAUGAUUGGUAUCACGUUGCCUCAAUGUCAACAAUGUAUUCUCGAUCCAGACUUUACACCUUUGUUGGUUGUCAACGAUAAAUCGGGUAGCUGUUCAGACGAUAAUAAAUGGAAGAUCAUCGUUGGAUGUGUCGUCGGGGGUCUAGGCCUCGUUGCUAUUGCAGUCGGUGCUGUAAUACCAACAACAUUUAUGCUUUGUCCUGACAGUCAGAGUCGUAAAUAUUAG
Molecule: messenger RNA, 1857 nt
Organism: Cavenderia fasciculata
Lineage: Eukaryota; Evosea; Eumycetozoa; Acytosteliales; Cavenderiaceae
Exons: 5
Coding region: 1-1857 (618 amino acids)
Source: RefSeq, a predicted model, not a curated record